This is a messenger RNA of Glycine soja, 3907 nucleotides long. Its product is annotated as probable DNA-directed RNA polymerase. The transcript has a single exon. Gene Ontology annotation, molecular function: DNA binding; DNA-directed RNA polymerase activity. The coding region runs from base 189 to 3335 and encodes 1048 amino acids. Gene Ontology annotation, biological process: mitochondrial transcription. Gene Ontology annotation, cellular component: mitochondrial DNA-directed RNA polymerase complex. Lineage: Eukaryota; Viridiplantae; Streptophyta; Magnoliopsida; Fabales; Fabaceae. The record is from RefSeq and is a predicted model, not a curated record.
GGAUACUAGACCUUUCAGUUGGGAGUCUUUUAGCACUCAAUGCUGUCUGGCUCGUACCGAUGUCAUGAGUGUCUUAUUUAUGAAAGACAGAAGUGUGACAAGAAGUGCAGUAAUGGUACGGGUUACAAACAGAACAGACAUGCGCCAACUGAGGGGAAUAACUAGUCAAGGUGCGACACACGCCAAAGAUGGCGGCAAAAGACCUGUAUUAUUACCCGAAACAAACAACAAACAAAACAAUGUUGACGACUCGUCAAUUUAAAUGUAUGCUGGAGAAGCAUAAAUUAUUUUUACUUCCGGUUCGAUUUCAAUCUACUUCUAACUGGAUUUCUCACUUUGCAAAUACAUUGGAUAUGCCGGAAAAUAAAAGCGAGAAUCGUGCUAAAAUAGAAAGUUUCUGGGAAGGUGCUUUAAAGGAUAUUUACGAAGAAACACUAAUGUAUGAUAAUAAUGAUGUGGUCCACAGUCCGGAUGAAUGCGUUGAUCCUGAAACACGAAAAAUAAAAGUCCCUAAAUCAGAGUUUGUUAAGACAUAUAAAAAUAGCGUCUUUUCUCUUCUGGACUGUUAUAGAUAUGAAAAUAAUGAUGCACAAACAUUAGAAUCGCUUCAGAGAGAAAUUGAGGAUCUGACUUUGAACUUCUCUGAAGAUAGUAUUUAUAAAACUAGUCCUAACAUUAUGGUAAUGUUAACUAAAAACAACUUGCCAAGUGCUAAGGAAUUCCUUCGUGGAAAGUAUCUUAUGGAUAAAGAAUAUCCCGGCAGAAUGACCAUUUAUGCAGAAAGUCGAAGUGGUGAUAGUCUAGAAACCAGCGGCUCAGAGCUAUCCGAUGAGGAGAAUAAAAAUCUAAGAUGUGUACUAUCUGAAAGUGAUAAGUCGUUGUUGGUAGAGUUAGGCGAGCACUCCAUUGAGUGCCUACUGGUUCACACCCUAGGCCAUCUGUUUAAUCUGGAAAAUAUUGUCAGUCUUGCUAGUUUGGUUGAUCGUAUAGAACGCAAUGUAAGGGAUUAUGCCUCAUCGUCAACAUUGUAUUAUAAUAGUAGGGUAUGUAAUCUAAGUAUGGAUGCUGUUGAUAAAGGUACUAAAGCAUCUAAAACUAGAGCUUAUCCCUUUGGUACAGCAUUAGUUGAAUUUUUAGUGAGUCGUGGUCUAUUGCGCUUAGUAACAUAUAAUGUUGAUUUAUUAAAUUUCUCUGAUGAUAGUGGUCCAAAGACUGUUGUCAAAAAUGUUGUCAAAAAGGGCCAUAAUUACUAUAGGAGCUCUUUAGUAUAUGCCGAAUGCUUGUUUAACCCCGCAUUACUUCCUAUAAAGUUAAACCUACCUAUGGUAUUUCCACCUAAAGAUUGGGAGCCCCACAAACCUGAACAGAAACGUAAGUUGUUACAUAUAUCUGAUAUAUAUGGUGGUUAUUUAAGCAACCCUACGGGCCAAAUCUACAGCACUCAACGGAGUAUGAGUUCUCCCGAUGCGAAGAAUUUCUUCAUCUAUUUCGGUGAAAAUAAGUAUCAAGAAAGUCAUAAUAAGCAAAAUAAGUUUUGUACUAGCAUCAGUAGCUUACAGCGUCAAUCCUUUAAAAUAAAUAGUAAUUUCCUUAAUUUUAUAUUAGAAAAUAGGGAAUUAUUAGAAGAAUGUGGCUACUUGAUGCCCGAAUUUCUUUCAAAGGUAAUACUAGCCCAUGCCUCCAGGAAACUUAGAAGUCAUUUUGAAAAGAAUAAGGAUAUUCAAACAAUAUGCAAAUUUAGUGAUGUGUACGCUCUAUUAAUAAAGAAUAUGCAGCGGGCACGUUAUGAGUGUACGAUUUUAGAUCUGGCAAAGGCCUACUCUGGAUAUUCUUUAUAUUUUCCAGCAUUUAUUGACUUCAGAGGUCGAAUCUAUCGCAGCGGCAUCUUUCACUUCCACGAGCGGGAUUUAGCCCGAAGUCUACUAUUAAUAGAUUGUAAAGAUAAUAUAGAAUAUUCUUCCCCUGAAAUUAAUAAUUAUCUAAAUAUGUAUCUAACCGCAACUGCAUUCCUCUAUCAAUCAUAUAAAUAUGAGGAGGAUGCUCUAAAUGAUAUAAAUAAUAAAUUAUUACCAUUACCUAAUCUAGAGUGUAAAGAGAACUUUAAAACGUAUUUAAAGACAUUAGUGAUAGAAUCACGGAUGGCUAAACGGCCAUUCCAAUAUUUAUCUAAUAUUUACCUAUUAUCAUCAUCGGAUUUAAUGUCUUUCGUUGAUCUGUAUAAUUGUGUUCCUGUAACUCAGGAUGCUAGCGCUAGCGCAUAUCAACUGAUGGCUUAUUUCCUCCUGGAUAAGAAUUUUGCGAAACUAACAAAUCUUUUUGAUACCGGCAGCGGUGAGAUAUUUGACAUCUAUUCUCACAUGAGAAUUGAAUUAAUUUCAUUCAUCAAAGACUCUCUUAGUGAGGAGAAUCCUGAGCUAUGCGCAAUUUUGGAUAGGGUCCUAACUAGGAGUAUAGUUAAGCAAAUAUAUAUGCCAAUUAUAUAUGGUAAAACAGCUAAUAGCACAACUAAGGAUCUUAUAGUGAGUCUUUGCCAAGAUCUCUUGCCAAAAGAAUGUACUAUACUGUCGGUUCUAUGCUUCAAAUUUUGGCAAGAAAAAUACAGUUUUAUGUAUUCGUUUAUCCAGCUGAUCAGCCUGGUAGGUCGGGUAUGCUCUUACCUAGAUCGACCAGUCUUGUACAGCACAGAAUAUUUUAGCACAUCCCAGGAUUAUAAAAAGAUGGAAAAACACUCAGUUAGAGUCUUCAACUCUUACUUGAAAAAGGCCCAUAAUGUCACACUCUCGUUUCCCUCAAAAGAGCGGGAUAAGAGGAAAAGUGGGGUAUCCACAUUCGUUAACUUCAUUCAUCAAAAGGACGCGCAAAUUGCUAUGUCUAUUGCCUUCUAUGCGAACUCAUAUAAUAUACCUCUGUACACAGUGCACGACAACUUCAUAACAAAUAUACAUUAUUGUAAAUAUAUAUCUAAAAUCUAUCUACAUGUCAUAAAGGAAAUGGGGCCCCCUCUUAAAAUCAUUAACCGCUUUAUUUAUAAAAAUAUUAUGGAGCCGGCUAUAGCGAAGGGCCUCUAUAAUAAUGUAAAAGGCUACAAUUUGAAGUCUUUUGAUGAAAGGAUCAUACCAGAGCCUAUUUUAGAUGAGUUCUUAAAAAUUGGACUCAUUUCUCCAGAAGAUGUCACGAAUGCAGCUGGUUUAAAAAAAAUAAACAAUAAGUUGAAACAAAGAUAUCAACUCUAUUGUAAUGCGGUCUGCGGAUCUAAUAAGAAAUUUGAUGAUCAUUUGUUUAAAUGGAAUAGGUUUAGAGAUGCCCUGAUUGGGGAAAAUUGUAUACAUUAUUAAAAUGUUAUUUAAAACCCAUGGGGUAAGGCAUAAUGUUCCGUACACGACAUACAGUCGUACUAGAUCAACUUCAACAUCUAUCUUAUUGAACCGGAUUCAGUCCAAUUCUAGUAAAACAUUUAUAUUCCCGCACCCUAAGUUACUAAUUCCGUCUUUGGAGUAUAGAGAACCUGUAUCGGUCCAGGAUACAGCCCUCCUCAGCCAUAGUGUGAUGUCUCUCUUAGUAAGCUAUGUUUAUCCUGUCUUAUUAGGGUACGCGAAAGCUAAUAUCAUAUUCUAUUUUAAAAAUAGAGAAGUAGGUGAUAUUGCUAAACCACUAAAUAAACAGUCUAUUCCCUUAACGUUUGAUGAUGGUAGUCCUAUUUCUAAGUCAGAGAUAUAUGCUAGUGUGUUUAGUAGUAUAUUUAAAUUAAUAGAGAUUUAUGACGGUUUUGGGGUUGUUAGAAUAGCUAUUCGAGCACAUUUUGAAGAAAAUAUCCCCGGCCCUCUUCAACCUUUAAAAGAGGAGUUGCUAGAGGAGGCUCUCUCUGAAUGCAUUAAGCCAUCUUCUGGAGAAAUCGAUAUCAGUAAUU